Messenger RNA from Lactuca virosa, 408 nucleotides. Lineage: Eukaryota; Viridiplantae; Streptophyta; Magnoliopsida; Asterales; Asteraceae. The record is from the annotation of a GenBank genome assembly.
AUGGCGACAAAAGGAUUGGAUUUGAUUGAUUUUUGUAUUUCCCAUAUUAAGGUUCAAACUUUACCACCAUGUAGCCCUUUUUAUUCGUUUGUUGCAAUGGCAAUAUCACCUCCCUAUAUGUAUUCCCUCAUCCUCCUCGUAUUGGAAUCAAAUCACAGCCCUUCCUCCGACAUGGCGAGCAAACCCGGUAACGACGACGCAAGCUCCAGCGAUGUCAAGGCUAAGCAUAUGUUCACCGGCGUUUUGCAAUCGAUAACAUCUAUGCUGCUUCUCUAUGCUAAGCAAACGAUUAUAGCUUCGAAAAAGUUGAACAACAAUACAAAGAUCUAUUUGGGGAUGCCGAAGAAACUAAUUUCCCACAUAAGCAAACAAGCGAUCAAGUUGCGCCAUCGGAUGAAGAGAACAUGA